This is a messenger RNA of Hibiscus syriacus, 2015 nucleotides long. RefSeq names its product probable leucine-rich repeat receptor-like protein kinase At1g68400. NCBI's taxonomy places the organism in Eukaryota, Viridiplantae, Streptophyta, Magnoliopsida, Malvales, Malvaceae. The transcript is spliced from 2 exons. Gene Ontology annotation, molecular function: ATP binding; protein binding; protein kinase activity. Gene Ontology annotation, biological process: protein phosphorylation. Bases 86 to 1975 code for a protein of 629 amino acids. The record is from RefSeq and is a predicted model, not a curated record.
UCUCUCCCAUUCUGUAUUUGGGUAUAUUAUUCUCUCUGAUACCUUUUUUUUCUCCAUCAUUUUCUUGGGAAAAUUAAAGGGAAAAAUGUUGUUCAUGGUUUUCUUUUUGUUUUUCACUUUGGGUCAAUGCAGUGUUGAUUAUAACGCUUUAUUGUCCUUCAAAGACUCUGUUUUCGAUCCUUCAAAUUCGCUUUCCUCAUGGGCUAACUCAUCCAAUCCUUGUUCUGAUUCUUGGUAUGGUGUCACAUGCAACCCUUCGACUCACCGAGUUACGAGACUCGUUCUUGAGAACCUAAAUCUUUCUGGGUCAACUCGAUCACUGCAUCACCUUUCUCACCUUAGACUCCUCAGCCUUAAAAAUAAUCGAUUUUUCUCCUCUUCCCGAGUUAAUUUGUCUUCGUGGCGUUACUUAAGGCAUCUUUACCUCCGUGGAAACCUAUUCUCGGAAACAUUCCCCACCGGAAUCUCCACUCUUCGGCGGCUCCACCGUCUCGACCUUUCGCACAACGAUUUCCACGGCGAAAUCCCAAUGGCCGAGUUGACUCAGUUGCCGUACUUGUUGACUCUCCGCCUCGAGUCGAAUUCGUUCACUGGACCACUCAACUCAAUUCCCUCGUUUUCUUGCAUUUCGGACUUUAACGUCUCCGAUAACAGUCUCUCCGGUGACAUUCCGUCGUGGAUGUCUCGUUUUCCAAUCUCUUCCUUCGAAGGAAACAAAGCCCUCUGCGGCCAUCCUCUGACGUCCGAUUGUUUCAAUCGGACGGCACUCCCGGCUUCCAUAACACAAAAGAUGCAUCACCCCGAGACGAAGAGGCUAAGCAAUGAAGUGAUCCUGAUGAUCAUCGCCGUAGACGCGGUGGCCGUUAUGACGGCGAUAGUAUCCGUUACGUGGUGUUGUUACAAAUACAAGUGUCUCUCCCAAAACGAAGGGACGGAAACAAAAAGUGGGUCGAACUCCAAAUCGUCGAGGCCGAAUUCAAUAGAGGCGGAGGAAUUGGUGGUGUUGGAAGGGUGCAAGGGUUUUAGGAAAGUGGGUGAUCUGUUGAAGUCUUCGGCGGAGCUGUUGGGCAAAGGGAGUGUGGGUACCACUUACAAGGUGGUGACGGACGGCGGCGAUGUGGUGGUGGUGAAAAGGGUGCGGCAGAGGAGGCGGCGGAGGGAUGUUGAUGGGUGGUUGAGAAUAAUUGGCGGGUUGAGGCAUGCUAAUGUUGUGUGUCUCCUAGCAUACUAUAACUCCAAGGAGGAGCUGCUUUUGGUCUAUGAGUUUUUACCAAAUGGAAGCUUGCAUUCUCUCUUGCAUGGAAACAGGGGACCGGGAAGGAUGCCAUUGAGUUGGCGAACGAGGUUAAAGCUAGCUUCCGAGGCAGCUAAAGGCCUAGCGUUCAUCCACGGUAACAAAAAAGCCAAAAUCCUCCAUGGACACCUUACAUCAUCAAACAUCCUAGUGAACAACCAAGGCAAUGCCGGCAUUUCGGAUUCUGGUCUCCACCAAGUCUUAUACUCCCCGUCUCCGACCAACGAUGACUACAAGGCCCCAGAACUGAAGCUCAACAAUGGCACCGACGACACUACGGGCCUAAAAAAGUACACGCAAAAAUGCGACAUUUAUAGUUUCGGGGUGAUAUUACUAGAGAUGUUAUCGGGGAAAACGGCGAGCGGCAAUGGGGAGGGGGGGAUGAGCUUGGUGAAAUGGGUUCAAAGCGUGGGGAAAGAAGAGUGGGGAUGGGAAGUGUUUGAUUUUGAGAUGUUGGGGGAUAAGGUGAUGGAGAAUGAGAUGGUGGGAUUAAUGCAAGUGGCGUUGCUUUGUGUGGCAACAUUGCCUAAAGAUAGGCCAAAGAUGAGUGUGGUGCAUGGGAUGAUCGAGGAUAUUAGGGGUAAGAGUGGGAGAAAUGGUGGGAAUGGGAUGGUUUCUAUUCUCGAUCAUUUUUCAUCUGAUUCUUCACCUUCUCAAUCAGAAAGGACUCUUGGGCUUUAAUAAUUAGGUUAUAAAUGUAGCCAUUGUUGAAGUAAAAAAU